CAGAGCAGCAACUCGUGCGCGCGUGAACGUCGUCAGUACCUACUAGGCUACUCCUCCUUUAAUUUGCAGCUAGCCUAUACAAUCAGUACUACUAUCAUCCUCCUCCAGGAUUGGUGACGGCAAACUAAUGCAUGCAUAUAUCCACGGUUGAUGGAUCCCCUUUUGUUCCUGGAUCGAUGUAGGUUGUCCAUCCCCUGCAUCUGAGGGAGGAUGUACGCGGCCCUCAGUGCGGCGCAAUGGGUAGUCGGCAAGGCGCUAGCCCCCGUUGCGGACGGGGUGCUGGAGGCAUGGGCGGCCACCAGGAACUUUGGUUUCAACAUCGAGGCCCUCAGCAUGGAACUGAUGCUGGUGAAGGCCACGCUCGAACAAGCUGGACGCAAGGAGCUCGGCGGGCCGGCCAUGGAGAUGUUGCUGCAGAAGCUGCGUGACUCGGCGCAAAAUGCUGAAGACUUGCUAGAUGAGCUCGACUACUUCCGCAUCCACGAUGAGCUCCAUGGCACCGAUGAUGCUGCCGGCGAGCACAACAAGGGUUGCUUCCACAACCUUGCCUUUAAUGCUUGCCACACCGCCAAAGCUUUUGGCAAACUGGUCAACUGUGCUAAGCAUCGGCAGAGGUCACACAGCGACUCCUCGGCCCCAGACGCCAACCAGGAGCUUAGCGGAUGCAUGCCCAAGCUUGGUAAACUCCUCCCUUGCUCAUCUUCCCUGCAUCCACAUGUUCGUGAUGGUGAUCGUGGCAGUGAUGACGACUGUGAUAGUGAUGAUGAUUGUGGCAAUUUGCAAGAAACACCAAAGCUUGAGUUUAAUAGGGUUUAUUUCUCUCAAAGGAUGAAGGACAUUGUAGAGAAAUUGCAACUUAUGCGCAAUGAGGUUAGCAAGAUUCUGAUACAUUGUGGCCCUAGAACUGUCCCAGACAUUGCCCUGAGUCGUCCUAUCACCAAAAGUCGAAUUGAUGAGCCAAAACUGUAUGGGAGGGACCAUGUCAUGAAUAGCAUCAUACAUGAUAUCACCAAGGGUCAAUACUAUGACAAGGGUCUAACUGUGUUGCCGGUAGUGGGUACAGGGGGAAUGGGGAAGACAACUCUUAUACAACACAUAUAUCGCAGCCAGCAAGUGCAGAAUCAUUUUCCAGUCAUGAUUUGGAUAUGUGUAUCGCUCAAUUUCAAUCUAGAUAAGGUGCUAGAACAAAUUAAAACAUGUACACCUCGAGUUGAAAUGGAAAAAGAGGCUAUUACAACAGAAGAUGUGAUCGAACAAAGAUUAAAAUAUAAAAGGUUCUUGCUUGUAUUGGAUGAUAUAUGGCGGAUUAGUAAUGGUGAUGAUUGGAAAAAAUUAUUGUCGACGCUCAAUCAAUCAGAAGAAAGGGGGUGCAUGAUUCUAGUCACAACUCAGUUCCAGGCAAUAGCACAAAAGGUUAAAACAACUGGCCAAUCAAUAGAACUGAAUGGUUUAGAAUCUGAAGAGUUUAGGAAGUUAUUUCUUGCAUUUGUCUUUGGUGAUGAACAAUGUGCAAGGGAUAAACAUUUCUUACUUGAGACAGGAGAUAAGAUAAUGGAAAAGCUGAAGGGCUCCCCUCUUGCAGCAAAAACUGUUGGUAGAUUACUGAGUAAAGAACUUAGCUUGCGGCAUUGGAAAAGGGUCCUAAAAAGUAAGGAAUGGGAGAAGCAAACCGAUGACAAUGAAAUUAUGCCUGCCUUGAAGAUUAGCUUUGACUUUCUCCCUUUUUAUUUGAAACAAUGUUUCUCCUAUUCUGCAUUGUUUCCUGAAGAUUAUCAUUUCAGAAGCCACGAGCUCAUCAACCUGUGGACCGGACUAGACAUUUUGGUACCUGGUGGCCAAAACCAAGUUGUUCAAGAUAUAGGUUUGAGUAAUUUAAAUGAGCUAGUUAUCCAUGGAUUUUUCAGAGAAGAGGAAACUAAUGAUGGUCUGCAUUAUGUUAUGCAUGACCUAUUGCAUGAUUUGGCAUUGAAGGUUGCAUCACAUGAUUGUCUUAGUUUACAUCUCUCUGAUGUUGGGUCAGUAGAUAUUCAGCCAUCCACCCAUCACUUGUAUGUACGCACAGAGAACUUGGGUGAAUAUAAUGCAGUGUCUUCUCAAAACAUUAAGAGUGAAUUGGAAAAGUUGAAGACAUCAUUGAAGGUUGAACAUUUGCAAACAUUGAUGUUAUUUGGAAAAAUGGAUAAAGGUUUUGCCAAGAUAUUUGGUGAUUUUUUUGGGGAAGCAAAUGCUCUUCGUGUUCUUUAUUUUCCUGACAUGACGUAUCCCGUGGAAUCCAUGUUACAUAACUUUUCAGGACUUGUCCACCUACGAUUCCUAUGUCUAGGGACAAAGGAGUGGCAGAUGCAUUUACCACUUAGCAUCCUUAAAUUUUAUCACUUAAGGGUUCUAGAUCUUAAGUCGUGGCAUGGCAGUUGUGAUUUUCCUGAAGACAUGAGCAACCUUGCAAAAUUGUGCCAUUAUUAUACCCCAAGAGAUGAGGAGCUUCAUUCUCAUAUUUAUAAUGUGGGAAAACUUAAACUCUUGGAAGAGUUAAAGGUAUUUCAGGUCAAUAAAAAGAGUGAAGGAUUUGAACUAAAGCAACUAGAGCAUUUGACCAAGCUAAGGGAACUUGGCAUCUACAACCUCGAGAAAGUGCAUACAAAAGACGAAGCAGCUCAAGCAAAACUGAUAGAGAAAAACUACUUGAGGAGGUUAACAAUGGAUUGGGAUAGUGAUCGAUCUACUGUUGAGCCUGGUGUGGAAGCAAUGGUUCUUGAGAACCUUCGACCGCAUGGAGAUCUUCAAAUGUUGUGCAUUAGAGGGAACAGAGGCCCUUCUUGCCCAGCAUGGCUAGGUGAUGAGCUCGCUGUUGAUGCUCUACAAUCUCUUAGUCUUUAUUGUGUUUCUUGGGGAGUUUUCCCUUCUUUAGGGAAGGCAUGGGAUCUUCGUGAACUAAGAUUGGAGCAUGUUGACAAGCCGAAGGAGUUUACUAUAGAGAAAAGCUUUUGCAUGCUAAUAAAGCUUGAACUAAUUGGCCUAGGAAGUUUUGAAAAUUGGGUUUACCCAGCUGAACAAGAGUCUUCCGUUAGUGGAGACUUGUUGCCACCGGAUGCUCAUAUGUUCCCUCUUUUGCAAGUUCUGAUUAUUAGGGAGUGCCCGAAACUAUUGGGGUUGCCUUUCUUGGACCACAUUGUUUCCCCAGAUUGGUUCCCCAAGCUACAAGAGCUUGAGGUAUGCGACUGUCCCGAAUUCUUGCCAGUGAUUCCCAUCUCCUGGAUGGAAAGUCUUUGUUUUGUCAAGAUGAAAUGUAUAAAGAUGCUAAAGGAGUUUGCGUACUCAAAAUCAUCCAAUGGAGCAGAAUUGGAGAUUAUCGGAGAGGGUGAUCUACAUAGCAUCGACCAAGUGUUAGUUUUUGAUAAAGAAACUAGUCUUGGGAAGCUGACACUCGAGAGGUGCCCACCUCUGGAGUUGAAGCACCUCUUAAUGCUAACCUCGGUGAAGACAUUGAUUGUAAGAAAAUCAGAUGGUCUAGUUGGACCACUAGGAGGUCAGGGUGAUGUGGAAUGGCAGCUCCCUGUUGAGUUUAUCACGAUCUGGGACUUAAAUGGUAAUAGUGGGAAGGAAUUGACAGAUCUCAUCCCUCACCUCCCAAAUCUCUCUAAAUUGGACAUAAGGUUUUGUAAAAACAUAAAACGUUUGGUAGUAGGGGUGGAUUUGCGACAUACAACAUCGGCAGCACCAGAGAUGGAUGAAGAUGAAAUAAGAGCAGCAGAAGAGGAAGAGGAUGAAGGGGUGCUGCUCUUCCCAGCUCAUCUCUUUGACUCACUUCAGGAGUUGGUCAUCUGCGAGUCCCAAGAGCUGGUACUGGUGGACCCACCAACUCUUGUUCCAGGAGGAGGAUGGCUUGAAACCUUCCGAUCCCUCCAGAGACUAAGAAUAGAGGGCACCCCAAGAUUUCUAUCCGCCUUCUCAUUUUCCCAUCACAUUUUUCCUUCCUCCCUGAGGUUCCUGAAGCUUUCAGCUGUGAAAGGCAUGGAGACACUGGAGCCCCUCUCAAAUCUCUUCUCUCUUACCAGAUUACAAUUGUGGUAUUGCGGAGAGGAUCUGAAAUGUCACGGCUUGGAGUUUCUCCUUGCCUGUGGCCAACUCAAGGAAUUACAAGUCAUUGGAAGCCAUAGGUUCUUUGCUGGUUGGGUUCCCAAUCCCUGGCGGGAGCCUGUUUCAUCCACACUGCGGGAGCUCUGCACGGAUGAUGCCAGGGGACUUCUUAGUGCACCUAUCUGCAGCUUCCUCUCUUCCUCCCUCACCAAGCUUGAACUUGGUGGGAUAGGGUCUGAAGGGAUGAAGCGCUUCAGCAAGAAGCAAGAGGCCGCCCUUCAGCUCCUCUCCUCCCUCCAGCAACUUAAGUUUUUGUGUUUCCACAGUCUUCAGCAACUCCCUGCAGGGCUGCACAAGCUUAACAGUCUCAACACAUUAUUGCUCCGCUUCUGCCCAGCUGUCUCGUCGUUGCCCAACGAUGGCCUCCUGGAUUACCUGCUAGAGCUGGAUGUCUCUAAGUGCUGUAACGCGGAGCUGAAAGAGCAGUGCAGGGGGUUACUGGGAACCAUACUUUCCGUCAAAAUAGACUGA
Molecule: messenger RNA, 4608 nt
Organism: Triticum aestivum (bread wheat)
Lineage: Eukaryota; Viridiplantae; Streptophyta; Magnoliopsida; Poales; Poaceae
Product: disease resistance protein RGA2-like
Exons: 1
Coding region: 211-4608 (1465 amino acids)
Molecular function (GO): ADP binding
Source: RefSeq, a predicted model, not a curated record